AUGGAAUGGCCAGCAAAGCGGGAGCCACGCGCCGGCCGGGCCGUUAGUCGCCGGCUUCGGGGCAGUGUCUCACAUUCUAUAGAGCGCGCUCUCCGUGCCUUUGACCGAAUUCCUGCAACUAAGGGUAGGAUUGACGAUCAUUUCUCCAAGCAUAACUUCAACUACCGCAAUACCAUCAUGGCUCCAAUAUCGAUUCCAUUUCAACGAGUAGUCUCGCGAGUCGACGGCCAGAACCUCACGUGGAAGUCCACAUGGGAAGAGAACCUGAGCCCAAGUAGAGAGGUCGGAUGCAGCAAGCAAGCAAGCUGGCCCAUUGCCCGUUUUCUUUGUGCAACUUGA
Molecule: messenger RNA, 339 nt
Organism: Colletotrichum lupini
Lineage: Eukaryota; Fungi; Ascomycota; Sordariomycetes; Glomerellales; Glomerellaceae
Exons: 1
Coding region: 1-339 (112 amino acids)
Source: RefSeq, a predicted model, not a curated record